AUGAUUUCUUAUCUGGACUUUCAAUCAUUCUCAACAACAAGACAGGAAGUGAGCAUAUCAUUAAAUCUUACUUUUGUCAGCAUCAAUCAAUAAUUGAAAGGGAAAAUUAAAGAAUUUUAUAGAGAUAUCAAGAAUAACAUGAACGAAAUUUAUGAAGAAUGUUUUAAAGCAUAACAUCAUUUAUAAGAAAUCAAAGAUUUGAUAAAAUUAGUCCUAAAACAAUUUUAUAUUGAAGAAUUUUAUUUGAUUCAAUUUGAAGAAGGACAUCAAUGUGUUAUUCUGACCAAUAAUUUUGAUUUCAGAUUCUUUAAAGAAGAAUAUAAAAUCAGUUCUUGGGCACAUAAAAAUACUGCUCAUCAACUCAAUACCACUCAAACUGAACAUUACACCUUACUUAAAACACACAAUCUCCCUAAGUAGUAUAUUAUAUCACAACAUGCUGUCCUCUUUUUGACUUUUAGUGAUAGUGCUCAUAAAACCUAUUCCCAAUACUUCAUGGCUACCUUUCUUUAUGAUAAAUUUAUCACAUUAAUCUAUUAAGGCUAUUAAAUUAUUGGGUUAAAGAAGAUGCAAUCUGUUAGAAAUGAAAUUCUAUAACUAGUCUCCAAGACCAUUUAAUUGUAUAAUUAUAAAUUGAUGUAUGAAAUAUUAGUUUAGAUCAUGCAGUAAUUUAACUUAUAAAAUUUAUUGUGUCAAUUCGAAAAGGAAUUAACUAAAUAACAAACUGUUUCCAAUUAUUUAUUGAUACUGCUUUCAAGUAAUUUAGAUAUAAUUGGCAUCGAGUUAGAAGGCAAUCUAUCCCUUCAAUUAGCAGACAAAGUCAAAAGUACUUUUAAAAAGUCAAUAAAAAAAUAUAAGAAAAAACUCAAAUCUAAAAAGGAUCUAUUAGAAUCAUUCUAAUAAGUUACCCAGCAUAAUGAAAUGAUUAUGUGUUUAUUCUUUAACAACUUCCUUAAUCUAUAUUAUAUGACAGUUCAAUGGAACCACGAUUAAUUUGUAUCAAAAUAUAGUUUACCGAAAGAAAUUAAUUAUGGAGAACCCAUCUAUAGAAUAUUUGAUCAAAAUCCUACCAUUAUUUAAAAAGUAAAGGAAAUCAUAGAUUCUCCCAAUGAUCAUUUGGAAUAUAAUGAUGGGUUUUUUAAGUUCUCCCUAAAGAUAGAAAGAGGAUUUAAGCAAUAAAUCAAAUAGAUCUCCAUAUUCUUAUUUAAUAUUUAAGUAAAAAGACCACUAGAAGAAUUAUUUAGAAUAUUUAGAAGUAAGGUGAAGAUCUUACUUACAAUUAGAAAGGCUACUUUGGCCUUUAAAUCGAAACAACUCAUGAUGGAAAAUCAAUUUCUUAGACAAUCAGCCUUAGUAAUGUAUCUUCCAGAUCAAGACAGAAGAAGAAUUACCUAGACUAAUAAUCAAGAUCAUGAUUAAGACUUAGAGAAAUAUAGAAGUUAUACUAUGAAAUAGGCAACAAAAAAAUUAUAGCAAUUUUUGAAUAAGUAUGAUGAGGAAGAUAAAACUAAUCCUGAACUUAGGAAAAUUGCAAUUGAUCCAAAUUUAUAACAAAAAUUACUAGAUUAUGAAUUUAAUCUACUCAAUAAGAAAAUGUAUAAAAAUAAAUACAUAAUCGCUUAUAACCUAUUUCAAAUGUGCGAGUAUAUUAAAUAGUACCCAUUACUCACAAAAGAAUUCAUUAAUUUUUUGACAGUACUCAAAUAUAAGUACAAUAAAAAAUCGAAUCCAUUUCACAAUUUUACACAUGGAGUUAAUGUUAUGCAUGGUUGUUAUUUGUUUGGUCAUCAUUAAAAGUUUGGCACAUAUUUUUCAGAUUUAUAAAGAUUUGCUAUGACUUUUGCUGGAUUAUGUCAUGAUGUGGAUCAUUCAGGAACAACCAAUUUGUUUUAAGUGAAUGCUUAAACUAAGUUAGCAUUACUAUAUAAUGAUAAAUCAGUUCUUGAAAAUCACCAUGUUGCAGUCACUUAUAAAAUAUUGGCACACAAAUAAUGUGACUUUUUUGGUUCGAUUCCUAAAUAAGAUAGAACAACGAUAAGAAAGUAUGUUGUAAAUAAUAUUCUGGCUACUGACAAUCAGUACCAUUUUAAUCUGUUAAAUGAUAUUGAAAUCAGAUUUGGAUAAUCUAAAGGAGAUCCUAAAAUCUUUGAAACUGAAGAGAAUAAACUCUUAUUGAGUGGGUUCUUAACACAUGCAGCCGAUUUCUUUGGUGCAGCAAAAUAAUAAUAAGUAGCCAGAGCUUGGAGUGAAAGGUUAAGAAAGGAGUUUUAAGCCCAAUCUUAAUUAGAAGAUAUUAUUGGUAUUGCUUAAACGCCAUAUCUACGAAAUUUGGAUAACGAAGUGUAAUAUGCAAAAAAUGAAGCAGGAUUCUUAAAAGUUAUUGUUAAACCAAUUUAUGAGUCCUUAAACAGUUACUCUGAAGGAGCUUUGGCACUUUAAUUAGCAAACAUCAACUUAAGCAUUAAAAAAUAUGAAGAGAUUAUUGAAUCAGCAAAUUAAUGA
Molecule: messenger RNA, 2502 nt
Organism: Paramecium tetraurelia
Lineage: Eukaryota; Ciliophora; Oligohymenophorea; Peniculida; Parameciidae
Exons: 7
Biological process (GO): signal transduction
Molecular function (GO): 3',5'-cyclic-nucleotide phosphodiesterase activity
Source: RefSeq, a predicted model, not a curated record